AUGAACGAUUAUCUGCAAAAUAUUUUGCAUUGCGACAUUUCAGAUUUGAAAAAAGAAUUUCCUCUGUUUGAGUCGGACGUGCUCGACAAAUCGAAAAGAACUCGUCGUGGUGAAGAACAAUUUUCUUCGGACCAGCAAAAGGAUUCCCCCUCCAGUGCACUUAUUACUAACAGUGCAGUGGCAUCAAGGGAGCUCAAUAUUAUUAGGUUGGAACCGAUAUCCAUCAAGUCCGAAAAACAAAAUCCACAAGUUGUAAACGUCAAGCAAACGUUUCGCUUCCCGAAUAAUUUUAUCACCAAGAAAAAUUCGUACCACUCAUACAAUCAGUCUCGUCGUCCGAUGGCUCCCAGGCAUAUGCACAGUCAGACGAGUAAAACGAUUGUCGAGCUCUACGAAACCCAGAAGCGAACGGGGGAAGUCCGCUCCGUGCUGUCUCCGUGCAAGCUUGAAUCAGAUACCGACAGCGAGCAGAAUUCCGAAACGCACCUCCAGGCCGACAAUCGUAAUAUAUCGUACACCGUAAUUGAUGUCUCGAAGAAAUCUCAUCAUAAGCAAACAGCAAAACCGGUGGAAAUGAUCCUGAUUAAACCAAAAAAUCAUCGGUCUGUUCCCACGACACCAUACUUCAAUUCUAAGAAGAAAAGACCACCAUCCAAACGAAAGUACACUAGAAGCAUCCGCUCCAGAGAUUACUUUUUAUCAACACUAAAAUCACCAAAAAGAAAAUCUAAAUAUCCAGAAAGUUCCGAUCACGAAGACGACAACGCAAAAGACACCAGUUGUCAAGAAGAUUGCGGCAACACUACUUCAGAGAGCUCGAACCAAUCCAAUGACUCUUUACUAGAUGAUGACGGAUCAAUUCACGACACAAUUCAAAUUAACAAAAUUAUCGACAAACUGCAAGAUAAUGUCUGGGAGGUUAAUCUGCAAGGGAUUCGGGAGCUCAUGGAAACGGCUAGUCAAGUGGAUUGGAAAAAGUACGAAAAGUACAUUACCAUUAUCAAUCGAAAAUUGAUCGACUUCCUAAAAAGUCCACGGUCAUCUCUGUGCCGAUCUGCUUGUCAAGCCACAGGGGAACUGUUUCGGGAAGCGAAAUCCACCAAACGACCGGAGUUCGAUGAAAUCGUUGACAUAUUGUUGUGCAAAACUGCCGACUCCAAUCGGUUCAUCCAGAAGGACGCCAACGUAGCCCUGGAUAAGCUGGUGACGUACAUUUCGACUUCGCACACUGUAAGAGCGCUUUCCGCAAGAGGACCUAUACACAAAAACCCAUUGGUUAGAAUCGCCACAGCAAGGCUUCUGGUUUGCAUUUGUGCCCUAUCAGGACUAGAUGCCAUUCUAGGAACUUACGCCAACCCACGCACGCGUAAAGCAAUCCUCGGCAUGCUGGCCAAGUUUCUUACGGACAAAAACUUGGAAACAAGGAAAUUCGGCGAACGGUUGUACAAAAUGCUUCGAAAGCACAAAUUUUUCAACGAGUACUUUUACAAGGAUAUGGACAGCAAUUGUAAAAGCAAUCUGAAACGAGUUUUCAAAUCUCUAGGGCUGUAG
This is a messenger RNA of Sabethes cyaneus, 1551 nucleotides long. RefSeq lists its product as uncharacterized. NCBI's taxonomy places the organism in Eukaryota, Metazoa, Arthropoda, Insecta, Diptera, Culicidae. Gene Ontology annotation, cellular component: microtubule organizing center; spindle microtubule; mitotic spindle. Gene Ontology annotation, biological process: mitotic spindle assembly. The record is from RefSeq and is a predicted model, not a curated record. The coding region runs from base 1 to 1551 and encodes 516 amino acids. Gene Ontology annotation, molecular function: microtubule binding. The transcript is spliced from 5 exons.